AUGAUGGAGAGGGUCGAGGACUUAGGGCUCAGCCUCAGCCUCAGCUCGUCCCUCGCGUCUCCUCGCACUCACCAUGUCGCCACCAUGCUGCUACACGCUCCACCAGAGAAGAGGUUCCUGGAGAUGCCACUGCUGCUCCCCGCGAAGCGAAGCGAGGCCACGGGCGAGGAGAGCCUGCGAGGCGGCAGCGACGAGGAGGACGGCGGCUGCGGCAUCGACGGCUCCAGGAAGAAGCUCCGGCUGUCCAAGGACCAGUCGGCCGUGCUCGAGGAUAGCUUCCGGGAGCACCCAACUCUCAACCCUCGGCAGAAGGCAGCCUUGGCGCAGCAGCUGGGCCUGCGGCCCCGCCAGGUGGAGGUGUGGUUCCAGAACAGGCGCGCCAGGACGAAGCUGAAGCAGACGGAGGUGGACUGCGAGUACCUGAAGCGCUGCUGCGAGACGCUGACGGAGGAGAACCGGCGGCUGCACAAGGAGGUGCAGGAGCUCCGCGCGCUCAAGCUCGUCUCGCCGCACCUCUACAUGCACAUGUCCCCACCCACCACCCUCACCCUGUGCCCCUCCUGCCAGCGCGUCUCCUCCUCCUCGUCCAACAACGGCAACUCCGCCGCCGUCGCCGCCGACCGCAAGGCGGGCGCCUCCGUCGCCGAUGGCGCCGUCGUCUGCCACCGCCCGAUCGCCGUCCGGCCGCAGCAGUCAUGA
Molecule: messenger RNA, 699 nt
Organism: Miscanthus lutarioriparius
Lineage: Eukaryota; Viridiplantae; Streptophyta; Magnoliopsida; Poales; Poaceae
Source: the annotation of a GenBank genome assembly